AUGGCCAACACAGCAACUUCGACCGGAGGUGUCCUGGCCUGGGGCAACGAUGAUGCCGCCGCCGCCACAAUCCAGCGCGCCACGCGGUGCUGGCUCGUGCAGCGGCGCGCAGCGCGCGAGCGCGCCACCGCAGCGGCAGACGCGCGGUACGCCGCGGUCAUGCGCCGCCAUGGCCAGCGCAUGCAGCAGCUGGAGCUAGAGAAGCGGCGCCUGGCGGACACCGCGCCCGAGGCGCUGGCGGAGGCCGACGCGAGGCGGGCGGCGGCAGCGGCGCGGAUCCAGGCCGCGUGGCGCGGGCGCGCGUGUCGGCGGCGCGCGGGCGGCGGGCAGCAGGAGCGUCUGAGCUCGCAGCUGCAGCACCUGCCCGCGCUGGCGGACCUUUCCCCUGGCGCAGCGUGCCCGUUCAGCUCCCUGUCCUCCCCGUGCGGCGGCGACGGCGACGACGGCGGGGUGCGGCGGGCGCGGGCCUGCCAGGCCCAUGCCCUGGCGCUCGCGGAGGCGCGCGUUGGCAGCAAGUGGUGGCUACCGCUGCGGCGCCUGAACAGUCAGCAGCGGGCGGCGGCGGCGGCGGCGGCGGCGUCCUCGGCCGCGGCCGCGGCGGCCACGAGCGGGGCGGCGUGCGACGAGGACGCGGCCGGCCAGGCGUGGGAGCAGGAGGACCACGCGUGGCGUAGGAACUGGCAGCGGAUCGUGCGGGAGGAGGCGGCGCGGCCGUCUGGGUUGGCGGCCAAGAGAGGGCCCCUGCGGAUUGAGUACAGCCUGGAAAGCUGCGGUGGAUGA
Monoraphidium neglectum is the source of this 780-nucleotide messenger RNA. RefSeq lists its product as hypothetical. The coding region runs from base 1 to 780 and encodes 259 amino acids. The record is from RefSeq and is a predicted model, not a curated record. The transcript is spliced from 3 exons. NCBI's taxonomy places the organism in Eukaryota, Viridiplantae, Chlorophyta, Chlorophyceae, Sphaeropleales, Selenastraceae. Gene Ontology annotation, molecular function: protein binding.